Balaenoptera musculus (blue whale) is the source of this 1469-nucleotide messenger RNA. Its product is annotated as E3 ubiquitin-protein ligase RNF113A-like. Bases 1 to 1206 code for a protein of 401 amino acids. Gene Ontology annotation, biological process: snoRNA splicing. Gene Ontology annotation, cellular component: U2-type spliceosomal complex. The record is from RefSeq and is a predicted model, not a curated record. The transcript has a single exon. NCBI's taxonomy places the organism in Eukaryota, Metazoa, Chordata, Mammalia, Artiodactyla, Balaenopteridae. Gene Ontology annotation, molecular function: metal ion binding.
AUGCUACCACAAGUCAAAGAACUAUGGCCACUCGUGCUCCCGCAGUGUCCACGGACACUCCUUUUUCCGCAACCGAUUUUGCACCCACUCGCGGCGGAGCGCACUACGUGCAGUGACGUAAAGAAGCCACACGCCACCCAGCAGGCCACAGCCGUUUGGGAGCCCGAGACUCUUAAAGCGGCAGAGCAACUUUUUCCAGGAAAGAUGACAGACCAGAUAUGCACCUUUCUUUUCAAAAAGCUUGGGCGAAAAGGGGCUACAGGUCUCAGAAAGCGCCCGAUCUGCCACCAAGAGUCCGGAGACGACAGCAGCAGCAGUGACGAAGGCAGCGCUGUGGUUUGCCCGGAAAAGAAGCGGACGACCCACAAUCCGAUGAUACAGAAGACCCCUGGCAGUGGUAAACAGAAGGCAGCUUACGGUGACCAGAGUAGCCAGGAGGAGGAGAACGAGCCCGAGAGUCUCGGCGUGGUCUAUAAGUCCACUCGCUCAGGGAAACCCCUGGGGCCAGAGGAUAUGGGGGCGACUGCUGUCUACGAGCUAGACACAGAGAAGGAGCGUGACGCGCAAGCCAUCUUUGAGCGCAGCCAGAAGAUCCAGGAGGAGCUGAGGGGCAAGGAGGAUGACAAGAUCUAUCGGGGAAUCAAUAAUUAUCACAAGUACAUGAAGCCCAAGGAUACAUCUAUGGGCAAUGCUUCCUCCGGGAUGGUGAGGAAAGGCCCCAUCCGAGCUCCCGAGCAUCUGCGUGCCACCGUGCGCUGGGAUUACCAGCCCGACAUUUGUAAGGACUACAAGGAGACUGGCUUUUGCGGCUUUGGAGACAGCUGCAAAUUCCUCCAUGACCGUUCAGAUUACAAACAUGGGUGGCAGAUCGAACGUGAUCUUGACGAGGGUCGCUAUGGUGUCCAUGAGGAUGAAAACUAUGAAGUGGGAAGCGAUGAGGAGGAAAUACCGUUCAAGUGUUUCAUCUGUCGCCAGACCUUCCAAAACCCAGUUGUCACCAAGUGCAGGCAUUAUUUCUGCGAGAGCUGUGCGCUGCAGCAUUUCUGCACCACCCCGCGCUGCUAUGUCUGUGACCAGCAGACCAGUGGCAUCUUCAAUCCAGCGAAAGAAUUGAUUGCUGAACUAAAGAAGCAUAGAGCUGCAGAAGAGGGUGGUGCUUCUGAUUUCCCAGAAGACCCCGAUGAGGGUCCAAUUCCCAUUACUUAAUUUUCCCAUUAUUCUCAUAUCUCAAAAUAAAUGUUGUUUUUGGGGGAAAAAAAAACACAAGUCCUUCCCUAGUACCUUCAGAGAGGGCAUGGCCCUGUCAGCACCUUAAUCUGUCUUCUAGCCUACAGAACUGUGAGAUAAUAAAUUUCUAUUGUUCUGGGCCACUCAGUUGUUGGUACUUUGUUAUGACAGUCCUGAAUCCACUGAAGUUGAAGCAUAGAAGAUCAAUAUACAAAAAUCAGUCACAUUUUUAUACACUAACA